Molecule: messenger RNA, 717 nt
Organism: Maudiozyma barnettii
Lineage: Eukaryota; Fungi; Ascomycota; Saccharomycetes; Saccharomycetales; Saccharomycetaceae
Gene: MRPS17
Product: mitochondrial 37S ribosomal protein uS17m
Exons: 1
Coding region: 1-717 (238 amino acids)
Biological process (GO): translation
Cellular component (GO): ribosome; mitochondrion
Molecular function (GO): structural constituent of ribosome
Source: RefSeq, a predicted model, not a curated record
AUGGCUCGUCAAAAUUUCAUUGGGAUGGUCAUCUCUCAAGGUAAGAUGCAAAAGACAGUAAAAGUACGUGUGGAAACCAAGAUAUUUAACAAGAGGAUUAAUAAAGAAUUGAUUCAUAGAAAGGAUUACCUUGUUCAUGACGAAGCUGAUAUCUCACGUGAAGGUGAUUUAGUAAGAAUCGAAACUACUAGGCCGCUUUCAAAACGUAAGUUCUUUGCGAUAGCCGAAAUCUUAAAGAACAAAGGUCAACAGUUUGCCAAAUUUGAGAAAGAAGCUAAGAUUAAUGUAGCAAGAGAAGAAGCAGCAAAAUCAGAAAUUUUCCUAGAAAGAAGAAAACAAAUAGAAAAUGAAAAUCUAUCUUUAUUAGAAGACAUUAGAAGGAUUCAAAACUGUUUGAAUAAAUCGGGAUCACAGGAAGAAUUAAAGGAAAUCAAGGAGAAAUAUGGUAUUACUGAUUUCUCUCAGGAUGCAGUUAAGGAAUUAUUAAAACUAAACGUGUCAUCAAUACAAGAAGAUUUAAUUCAAGAACGUACAGCAAUAGAUUCUAUACAGACAAAGCUACAAGAACUUCUCGCUGAUGAUACUUUAGCAAACGAGUUUUUAACAAAGAACGGUGUUGAGGGACCAGAAGCUUUGAAGAAGAAUAUAAAGAAAAACAUUUUAAGAAAGUAUUUGCUGCAGGGCCAAACUGAUCACCAAUCUCAACCACAGUUAUGA